Molecule: messenger RNA, 2035 nt
Organism: Thrips palmi
Lineage: Eukaryota; Metazoa; Arthropoda; Insecta; Thysanoptera; Thripidae
Gene: Arglu1
Product: UPF0430 protein CG31712
Exons: 5
Coding region: 131-916 (261 amino acids)
Cellular component (GO): mitochondrion; nucleoplasm
Molecular function (GO): cadherin binding
Source: RefSeq, a predicted model, not a curated record
CUUCUGCACGUCUGCUGAAAUUCUCCAUCUUGUGCAUUUCCUCUUUACCUCGCUCAUCAACGUUGUUUCGUAUUUCUUCGUUGUACAAAUUGGCUGAUUAAGUUAGUUAAAUUCUCUCUAGAGGUUCACAAUGGGCCAUUCUCGGUCUAGGAGUAAAUCCCCCCGCAGCAAAUCUCCUUCGCGGAGACACAAAAGCAAGCAUUCGAGAAAGAGGUCCAAAUCACGGGACAGAGUGAAAACAUCACAUAGUAAACACUCAAGGAAAUCUAGAGAAAGAAGUGCCAAGCCAAGCCACAAACAUGCACGGUCUGGGUCUUCAUCAAGUAGUUCAUCAUCUUCAGAUGAAUUCAAAAUGCACACAAAGAAACGCAAGAUGGAUGAGGUUGAACGAUUGGCAGAAAUGGAAAGGCAAAGAAAUUCUUUGAUUGUCUCUCACAGGCGGCAGCGGGAGAUGGAGCAACGCCUAGUUGAAGAAGAGACUGCAAAACGUAUAGAGGAAAUGGUUAAAAAACGUGUAGAAGAAGAAUUAGAAAAAAGGAAAGAGGAAAUAGAGCAAGAAGUUUUAAGAAGAAUAGAGGAGGCCAAACGAGAAAUGGAGAAGGAGAUGAUGGAGGAGAUGGAGAGACGUCGCCAGGUGCUACUAGAAGAGGAAAAGAAAAGACAGGAAGAGGAAGAAAAGAAACGAGAAGCCCUGGAGCAGAUCAUGGCAGAAAAUAAUCGGAAAAUUGAAGAAGCACAACGAAAAUUGGCUGAAGAACGACUUGCAAUGGUUGAAGAACAACGUAAAAUUGAAGAAGAGAGGCAGCGAUUACGCAAAGAGCAAGAGAGGCGGGUUAAGGAAGAGCAAAAGAAAAUUCUUGGAAAGAACAAUUCAAGACCUAAAUUGUCCUUUUCUCUUAAACCUGCUGUCUCAUGACAAUGUUAUAUGUUAAUUUAUGACAAACUCUUAUUACUUAUAAUUAAUUUGUUGUUGGUUCAACUGCAUGUCAUUCCAUUUCACUGUGGAAGUGAUAUGUGCAAGGAAGUUAUGCUUGGAAUGGGAAGUGGUGGUUUAACUGUCACUUUUGCACAUUCAGUGAUAAUUCUGUAAUACUAAUAAUGAUUUAUACAAUGAUGAACUUAAUUAUUAUGAUUGUAAUCGAAAUUUAUAGGCCAUUGUUUGUUACACUACUUAAAAAUGUUGCUAAUUUUGCUGUUUCUUAUUUGUUUUGAUUUUAAAUGCUAAUUAGGCAAUAUCCAACUCUUAUGCACUGCUUUCUUUCUCACUGUGUUUCUGUGGAAGAUUGUUUCUUCAUGAUUGAAAAUGUGUUUUGAAUCAUAUAAUUAUUAUGAUGCAACCAUCAAUCAACUUCCAAAGAGAUGUUGCCAAUCCUAUUUUCUUGUAAUUUUGCCAAGUUUUUUCUAUAUGACCCCUCACUUUUCUCAAAUACUAAUGAUACCUGUGGACCACUUUCUAUAUUCAUUUUUUAUGUGUCUACCAAAUUUACUCUACCAAAAGAAACUGUCCAACUGUCUUUAAGUAGUUUUGACUAUUUUUGUUACACAAUAAAUAACCAUUUUGGUGGAAAUUUUAUUCCUUUUUUUUUUCUUUAAGAUUAUUAAAGGCUUUAGAUAGAACUGGUGUUUAGAUUGUUCUUGCAUUGGUUGCUAAAGAAUUGUUUAAAUGUAUGCUUUGUUCUUUGUUUCUAAAUAUUAUUUCAUGAUGUGCCAGGAAAAUUUUUGGCUAUCAUUUUGAUAUGCUGAGAGAAACGUGAUAGCUGUUAUUUCAAUGUUAAGUAAAACAAUUUAUUAAUUGUACUCUUUCAUAUUUAUUUCAGUGCAGUGAUCAUGAUGCUGUGUCUCAGAGAGUCAUGUUGUUUCAACUUAAUCAACAAGGUUUUAAGAAAUCUAUCCAUCUUUUCUUUGGUAGCCUUGAAUUUUGUUCAAUAACUGAGCAGAAUCAUGAUAUAGUUUAUCUGUGUCUCAAGCAAACUUCCUGUAAUCCCAAUACAAUUUUUUUGCAAAGAAAAUUAAUAAAAGAAUGGAGGUAUGACCA